Messenger RNA from Anguilla anguilla (European eel), 4368 nucleotides. It is a transcript of the gene agbl2, whose product is annotated as ATP/GTP binding protein-like 2. The transcript is spliced from 22 exons. Bases 134 to 3325 code for a protein of 1063 amino acids. Gene Ontology annotation, molecular function: metallocarboxypeptidase activity; zinc ion binding. NCBI's taxonomy places the organism in Eukaryota, Metazoa, Chordata, Actinopteri, Anguilliformes, Anguillidae. The record is from RefSeq and is a predicted model, not a curated record. Gene Ontology annotation, biological process: proteolysis.
UUCAGCUCCUUGGUAACGGUGUUGUAGAUGACGUCAGUUGCCAAGGAGCGCCUAGUUGUUGAAGUUGUAAGCGGAUAUUCGUAACAUAGAGGAAUUUUCACCUGUGCUUUCUUGUUUGUGGAAUUACGUAUACAUGCCCAAAUACCCAGAACAUUUACAACUGCGUCCUGCUGUGAAGACGGACACCGAGAUGCAGAUUUUUGUGGACCCCUAUGAGAACUUCAUGUUGCAUCAUCUCCGGCACUAUGGACUGUUUACGGACCAGAGAGACCGCGUAAAAAACAGCGUUACUCUCAGCCAGACGUGGGAACGGGACCGUGAUAUCGCCCUCCCCCCGAGACGAGACAAGAACUCCCCGAGCAGCAGCGAUUCGGACUCCGACUUGCGGGAAGAGUGCAUAGUCAGUCGGAGGCCAUGCUCCCUUCCAGUAGAGCCGGUCCCCAGGUCCAGGCAGCUGGUGUUCGAUCCAGACCAGGGCUUCUCCAUCCCGAGGCUUCGGGAGCCACAGGGCCUCUUCGCCUCGCUGUCUCUGGCCAACCUGCCCCAGGGAGUUCGCUGGCCCGUCGAGUGCCAGGUCAUCAAGGAGGAGAUCCAGCACAUCGAAUGGGAGCCACCGCAACCAGAGCCGUUUUACCAGCCCACGGGCCACGAGAGGACUCCCCUGCCUGUGGGAGAGGAGAAAGGCAAGGUCGUGUACCACAUCGAGCCAGCCACGAAGACCUCCUACUUCACCUACGCCCGCGUGGGCGGCAGCCGAGGGCCAAUCCGGGACCCCACCGGCGGGUGGAGGGACUCCGCCUUGGAGUUUGAGUCCCGGUUUGAGAGCGGGAACCUGCAAAAAGCCGUGCAGACCGGUCUCCACGACUACGAGCUGACGCUCCGCACGGACCUCUACACCGACAAGCACACUCAGUGGUUCUACUUCCGGGUGAGGAACAUGAAGGCGGGAGCGACGUACCGCUUCACCAUCGUGAACCUGAUGAAGCCCAGCAGCCUGUACGGCCUGGGCAUGAGGCCGCUGCUCUACUCCGAGCGGGCCGCCGCGGCGGCCGGCGGCGUGGGCUGGCGGCGGGCCGGCGCCGACAUCAGGUACUACGGCAACCAGACGGAGCGCGAGGGCCACGCCCUCUACUCGCUGACCUGGACCUGCCAGUUCCCCUACGAGGGCGACACCUGCUACUUCGCCCACUGCUACCCGUACACCUACUCGGACCUGCGGCGCUUCCUGGCCUCGGUGACCUCCGACCCCGUCGCCGCCGCGCUCUGCAAAGUGCGCGUGCUCUGCCGCAGCCUUGCCGGAAACGCUGUGUACGUUCUGACCGUGACCUCGCCCUCGGCCAGCCGCGAGGCGGCGCGGGCCAAGCGGGCGGUGGUGCUGACGGCGCGGGUGCACCCGGGGGAGACGGUGGGCUCGUGGGCCAUGCAGGGCCUCCUGGGAUACCUGCUGGGGGACUCGGCGGACGCGAGGCUCCUGCGCGACGCCUUCGUCUUCAAGCUGGUGCCCAUGCUCAACCCCGACGGUGUGGUGGUGGGCAACUACCGCUGCUCGCUGGCCGGCCGCGACCCCAACCGCAACUACCGCACGGUGCUGCGCGAGGCCUUCCCCUGCGUCUGGCACACGCGCAACAUGGUGAAGAGGGUGCUGGCCGAGAGGGAGGUGGUGCUGUUCUGUGACUUCCACGGGCACAGCCGGAAGAACAACGUCUUCAUGUACGGCUGCGAGAACCGGGGCGGAGCCCAGCCCCGCUUCUGCGAGCGCGUCUUCCCCCUGAUGAUGAGCAAGAACGCCGGCAACAAGUUCUCUUACAGGAGCUGCAAGUUCAGGGUUCAGAAAAGUAAGGAAGGAACGGGACGUGUGGUGAUGUGGAAGCUGGGGGUCGCUAACAGCUACACCAUGGAGUCCACGUUUGGGGGGUCUACCUUAGGGAACAGAAAAGGGACGCAUUUCUCCACCCAGGACCUGAAAUCGCUGGGGUACCACUUCUGCGACACUCUCCUGGACUUCUGCGACCCCGAUCCAACCAAGGUGACCGCGUGCUUGGCGGAGCUGGCCGCCAUGCGGCGGGAGGCCCGUCUCAGGCUGGGCGGGGGCUAUGACGCGUCCCUCAGCGACGCCUCCGCCUCUGACCUGGAGUCCAGCACGAGUGGUUCAAACAGCACAGACUCCAAUGACUUGCCUGCUCAUUUGCUUAACAUCAUUGACAAGCAAAUCUCGUGCAAGAAGAAGCGUCUGAAGACCCGGAAGGAGCGGACCCGGCUGCGGCAGGAGAGAGCGCUGAGCAACAAGGCCAAAAUCAGCCCCCUCGCCCUCAAGCACAACGCCUCAGUGGUGCCUGGAGAAGGGAAGACAGAAAACCAAGUAGCAGCAGUGAGUGACAGCAAGAGAGAAAAAAGGGAGUUUCACCUGGAGGCAGUGACAGCUACCUACUUGCAUUUCGAGGGUCCAGUAGACACCACUCAGCCUCCUGACAGCAGGGCGGAGCUGGAGGGCCGGGCGUGCCGGAAGUUCCCGCUGCGCUCCGUCUCUUCACAGCCCCGGCAGCCGUACCUGCACCGCCAGCUGCUUCCCUCGCCCUGCGGCCUGGACCACGAGCCCAACUCCGCUGCCAGGGGACUCCCUCCACCCCAUGCAUUGGCACGCAGGUCUACGGUGGUGAGGCAGCUGGUGCAGUGCACCCUGUUCCCAGUUUUUGUGUCACCCCUGGAGCUGCAGCCUGCCAGGCCCCAGUAUCCCGCUACAAGGCUGGCUCACAGGCCCAAGGCCUUCCAGGAAGCCAGGGUUGAGCUCGCGCGAGUGUCCAUCACGUUCGAUAUCCCCGAGGCCUCCAGCACCAGCACAGACUUGAUGGAAACUGUCAGAAAGAGACGGGAUAAAGAGGGCACCGCAGGAGCGGUGUUGGCGAAAGAGCUGGACAGCAGCCAUGGAGGUGUUGGGCCUGACAGCGCUGCCAUUAAGCAGGCCAUGGACACAGACCCCUUCCUGCCAAAUUUGAGGAAACAGGAUCUGAGCACAGAAUCACGCAGUAGAAGGUUGUCCCCGCUGGCCUCGGCGAAAGCAGGUGAGGCGGCCCACGGUUUCCCGAAGGUGCCCGCCGCCGGGCCUGCCCAGGCCCCGGACCCGCUCUUCCCCCAGCGGUCCAGGCUGCAGAGACUGCAGAACCUCACCCUGGCCAAGACCACCAGGCUCCCGCUACCCAGCAGCACGGAGAACAGCCCUGCUGACCCAGACCGCAGCGAGACCGCAGCGAGACUCGGCUUUCGCAAUGCUGAGGAACGCUGCUCCGUGGAAUCGGAGCACCAAGACCACCUUCCCAUUCUGCAGUAGCCCCCUUUUCCACCGUUUUGGAACCUGAACACUGAGAAACCUGGCCUACGGGCUAGCCUACCUGUUCCUCUCUCUCUUUCAGGCUUUAAUGGGACUGUAGGUGGGGCUGACUGGGGGGACUCGUGGCUUGGUGAUGGCCCUGAGCCAAGACAUGCCUGAGUGGCUCAGGGUCCAGUUAUUACAUCAUACAACACUCUUCAUUUUUUUUAAGGGAAUCACGAAGCAGAUUUUUAAAAAAUCGUUUAUUUUUGAAGAUAAGUUAGCUAGUAAAGCUGUGAGAAAUGACCAAAGUCAGACUGACAGAAAAACCAACCAUGUAAAUACAAAGAAGCGGGUUGUUUACAGUCCAACUGGUGCAAUGCAUCUGUUACAAGUUUGAUUGGUCCGGUUUCAAUUACAUCAGUAUCUCAGGAAAUUUGGCAUCUGUAAUGAAACUUCUGGAGGACAAGGUGACUCCUGUUAAUACUGGCUAGCUGUUAUUAUCAAAUACUAUCAAAUAUUUAUUUUUUAGGGGUCGUUAUUUGAAUAUUGAAGAGGAGUAUUUGCGGCAGUUGAAUAUGUUUAUUUGAAUUCUAUUUGGAUCGGUUUGUGUUUGUAAAUAAAGUAUCAGUUAAUAGAAUCUGAGAUACUACCCUCUGUUUUCCCCUUUUUUCUUCCUUUACUCACGUUUAAGUGACAGAUUCAAGACCUUUAAAUGGAAAAUUUUCAGACCCCAAACUUUGUAUUAGUUGUAUAAAUACACAUUUAUUUUCUGCUUACACUGUUUAAAGAAUGAUUACCCUGGAGAAGGGAAGGUAAUACAAAAUCGGAUUAAAUUUGGGAGCUGAUCCGGGUGAUCUUACCAUAAGCUGUCAAACUGUUCUGUUUCCAAGGCAACAAAAUUGUAACUGUAUGAAUUAGUUCAUAGUUUUAAAUUAAUUGGAAAAGAGCUCAUCUCUGUUGUUGGGGGAUACCACCACUGAAUCUAUCCAUAAAGUGAAUUCUGAAUCUUUCACAGAAACUUUAGUAUUGUGCAUUUGUUAUAAUUUGGCUUGAGACCAGAU